AUGCCAGUUCUCAACAUCUCCAACUUCAACAUUGUUACAGCAUGCCUUGGCGGAUUCGCAUUGGUUUUUGGACUGAUUUCUUAUGUGGUCAAGGAGCAUUGCUACAUGGGUGAAGCCCUCCCUGCUCUAUUAUUUGGACUGAUUUUCAAUAAAGCGAAAUGGGUAAUUCCAGAAGAAUACGGCAACGUCCGUGAAAUCACCCUCGAAUUCUCCCGGCUUGUUCUAGGAAUUCAGCUGGUCCUCGCUGGUGUGCAGCUUCCAGCCAAGUACCUCGUUAAGGAGUGGAGAUCCUUCUUCUUCCUUCUUGUGCCUGUCAUGACCACCAUGUGGGUCGUCACUGCCCUCAUCAUUUGGCUCAUUUUCCCCAACCUCCGAUACUUGGACGCCCUUAUCAUUGGCUCGUGUGUCACCCCUACUGAUCCCGUCCUGUCCAACUCCGUCGUCAAGGGCAAGUUCGCCGAGAAGUAUGUGUCUGAGUCGUUGAGAAACAUCAUUUCGGCGGAGUCCGGUGCUAACGAUGGCUUCGGAUACCCCUUCCUCUUCCUGGCUCUCUACAUUGACAGAUACUCGGGCACGAAGAUUGCCAAGGAGUGGAUCGUCGAGACCAUUCUCUACGAGAUUCUUCUUUCUGUCGCCUACGGUGCCGUGAUCGGAUAUCUCGGCCAAGAGCUUCUUGGUUAUGCCAAGAAGUUCAACUUCGUGGACGAUGAGUCCUUCUUGGUCUUCGUCUUCGCUUUGGGUCUGUUUAUUCUAGGAACUGCAGGCAUGAUUGGAACCGACGACCUACUUGCUGCCUUCAUUGCAGGAAACGCGUUCACUUGGAACGAUUGGUUCCGAGAGGAAACCAAGGACGACACACUCCAACCAACAUUGGAUUUAAUGCUCAAUUUUGCAAUCUUUCUGUGGGUCGGCGUUGUCAUGCCUUGGGGUCAGUUCAACCAGCCCCACCUCAACCUGCCCGUCUGGCGGUUUGUGCUGUGCGGAAUCUGUGUACUGGUUUUCCGACGACUUCCCGCCAUGCUUGUUUUCUACAAAUUCAUUCCAACGAUCAAGAAUAUCAAGGAAGCGCUAUUCGCGGGCUUCUUUGGCCCCAUUGGUAUUGGAGCCAUCUUCUACCUCCACACUGCUCUCAACAAGCUUGAUGAGUUUGUUGAAGAGAAUGAGCAUGGUGAGGCCCACACUUACGACCCUCAUUGGCUCAUUACCGUCAUGUACCCUCUAGUGUACUUCCUCAUUCUGUCGUCGGUUGUUGUCCAUGGUAUUACAAUCCCUGUGAGUAUGCUGGGAAAACAGCUCCCCACCACUCUGUCUCGAACAAUGACCAUGACUCGAAGCUUCUCCAGAAGCCGAUCUGCAAGCCGAGAUCGAACCCCCCGAGACCCCGAGGGCCAUGUCAAGAUCGAUGCCAUCUCCAACCCCACAGACCUUCGACAAAACAUCCAUGUCGUUGAUGAGAGUGGCACCACAGAUGAUAGCCAGGACACUUACACUCGACCUGCUCCCGAGAUUGGAUUUGUUAUCCCUGACCGAAGAGGAGAUCAAGUUUGA
Yarrowia lipolytica CLIB122 is the source of this 1548-nucleotide messenger RNA. RefSeq lists its product as uncharacterized. Gene Ontology annotation, cellular component: plasma membrane. The record is from RefSeq and is a predicted model, not a curated record. NCBI's taxonomy places the organism in Eukaryota, Fungi, Ascomycota, Dipodascomycetes, Dipodascales. Gene Ontology annotation, molecular function: sodium:proton antiporter activity. Gene Ontology annotation, biological process: proton export across plasma membrane; sodium ion export across plasma membrane; regulation of membrane potential.